Molecule: messenger RNA, 3996 nt
Organism: Balaenoptera ricei (Rice's whale)
Lineage: Eukaryota; Metazoa; Chordata; Mammalia; Artiodactyla; Balaenopteridae
Gene: ROPN1L
Product: rhophilin associated tail protein 1 like
Exons: 6
Coding region: 175-969 (264 amino acids)
Source: RefSeq, a predicted model, not a curated record
GCGCGUGUCUUGGUUGCCUGGAUACCGCCGCGAAGCAGUAGCGGCGGCUUGCGCGCCAGUUGCCGGGGUCGCGGCCGUUGCUAGAACUGGCGGUCGGUCCUCAUUUUCCGAGGAGCCCGAGGAGGAGCGGCACACCUUGAUUCUUCCCAGCUUGGUCCUGGUCUGCGGAGAGCGAUGCCGCUUCCCGACACCAUGUUCUGCGCGCAGCAGAUCCACAUUCCCCCGGAACUGCCGGACAUCCUGAAGCAGUUCACCAAGGCUGCGAUCCGCACCCAGCCCGCCGACGUGCUGCAGUGGUCCGCGGGGUAUUUUUCAGCUUUGUCAAGAGGAGAUCCACUUCCUGUAAAAGACAGAAUCGAAAUGCCCAUGGCCACUCAGAAGACAGACACAGGCCUGACUCAAGGACUCCUUAAAGUUUUGCACAAGCAGUGUAGCCACAAGGAAUAUGUGGAAUUAGCAGAUCUUGAGCAGAAAUGGAAAAAUCUGUGCCUGCCAGUAGAAAAAUUCAGAGCUCUCUUGCAGUUGGAUCCUUGCGAAAACAAAAUCGAGGGGAUAAAAUUUUUAGCGCUUGGAUGCAGCAUGCUUGGUGGGUCAUUGAACACUGCGAUGAAGCACCUGUGUGAGAUCCUGACCGCUGACCCCGAGGGGGGGCCUGCGCGCAUCCCCUUUGAGACUUUCUCCUACGUCUACCGUUACCUGUCGGGACUCGACUCGGAUAUACCUGCAUCGGACACGGAGUCCUACCUCUCCUCUCUGAGGGACAGCGUCAUCCGGAAGGCAGAUGCCCUCUGCUCCCUGGCGGCCACACCUAAGGCUCCCUGGGAGGAGAGUCUUCCGCUGAAGCUGGGUCUUCUCUGUAACAGGAGGGCCUGGAGGACUCACCGGCUGGAAGAGCAUCCAUGGCUGGGAAGCAAACUGGACCAUCAACUUGGACCAGCACUUGGUCCACUGGACAGAGAGAAGCAUUGAGAUCCUUUAUUUGCUUUCUUGAUAUAAAGUCUUCAAAAUGACAGUGUCAAUGAAUACAUCUCAGAUUGUUUUUCUGAGAACUUGGGAAUGGUUUGGCUUGUUGGCUCUCUGCAGAUUUGUUACCAUGCUAGCAAAUUUCAUCGGUGUUCAAAGACUUGUGAAAACCCAAAGUUAGGAGAUGCAGUUGUUAUCUAAAGAAGUGUGUCAUUUUUUGCACUGAAAGGUGUGAAGCAUAUUUUUCAUCUGGACACUAAGCUACUGUAUGUGAGAUGAUCUUUUUCCUGGACUUACAGUCACCCUUGCAGUGAACAGACGAUAUAGAGAGACUAUUCGUAAAAUUACAAGAAACUUUUCAGAGUUGGCAUUUUAAGAGCUUUUGCAAUUUUUGAGUUGCUUUAAACCUUCUCAAAGUUUGAUUUCCCCAAAGAAUUUAAGUAUUUUUCUCCUUCUAAUCAUAAAGCCUCCAUGCACGGGGUUAAGUGGAAAGACACCUUAGGUUUUGUAUGAGUGCAGUGGUAAGUCGUGUGGAGUGACCAGAUGUGUGCAGGGGAAGUACUGCAGCAGGAAGGGGCAUGCAAAGGAAGCGGUGUGCAAAGGAAGACACACAAACGGUGCUUGGACAUCCCGUGCACCUGACACAGACCCGACAAAGGCGCAGAGGGUUCUGUGUUUUUUUAAGCCAGACAAUCAGCCACCUCAGGAGGCACACGUGAGGCAAGAGAGCACAGGACAUUUGCAUGUGACAAAGAGAAGAGAUGUUGGCCUGCUAUCAGGGGACAGAAAAGGGACAACUUAAUACGAUGGAUUCAUAGCCGCUCCUCAGAGGGCACCACGAACGGAUGGAGGACUUGGGAGAGGCUCCCCAGCCAAACUGGGGUGGGGACAGCUCUGGAGAGUGACCUGCCUGCAGGGUUUGCAGGGACUGAGCUGCCUGGAGUGUCACUGGACCCAUUGGAGGUCGGCAGGGUACCCGGGUGAACAAACUGCUAGACUGCCGUCCAAGUUGGGCGUGGAACUGACAAGGAACGUUGAGGUAUAAAGGCCGCAAAGUAGCAUCCUCAGGGAAUAUUGUUCCAAUGAACCCUUCCUGAGGAAGCUGCUAGAGAGUUUCAGACAAAGAGAUUGGAGAGGUCAACGUAAGGACCAGUGUAUACGGAAUGUAUAUUUCUCCAUAGAACUGAGACUAAAUGAUGGUGAUAAAGGAUGUGCUAUCAUGUAUAAUGGCUGUGCGUGCUGACAACAUAGGGACAUAUCAUCAUCUAUCGAAUAUCGGAGACUGGGGGGUCUAUGUGAAAAGAAUCAGCUGAUUGAUUGUCAUAUAAUUAUUAACCAGAAGUAAACCAACAUUCAUAUCAGAUAUCUGGGGGAUGGAGAGGGAAGAAGAGUUUUCUAGCCAAUUUCAAUACUGAUCAUUGUAGAGAACCAACACACAUAGCCUGAAAAGAAAAGACUAAGGAUAUUAUCUAGAGAUACCUACGGUAAUCAUUACAGCAGAAAUACAAGCCUUCCUAAAUACCAAUAUAAAUAGACAGGUAGGUAGGUAAAAAGAGAGAAUCUCUGAAAGCUGAACCAAAAAAUAAAAAAUGUUUACGUAUAGGAGGGAGGCCGGGAGGGAACAGAUGGAGGAGGCUUGAAGCUGGUCUUCUCUGAAAGUCCCUUUUUGUUGAUUUUGGACUCCUGUAAGUACUUUACAUAAUUAUAAAACAAAAUUACAUUUUAAAAAAUCCCUGAAAAUUGAAAGUAAAAUGAAACCAAUGAACUUGACUGUGUAUCAAGUCGGUGGUGUAACCACAGGAACUAUUCCAAGUGACUUUACAACAAGUCACUUGAACAUUCCUAGUGGAAUAUACAGUAACAAACAAAAGUUACAAAACAGUUAAAAAUCCCAAAUUGUUUUCAGUGAUCAGUGUUGGUAGUAAUGGGAUAAGUGAGUAUUUCGGUGUCAGUAAGAACCUGGAUUUUUGUCCAGGAAUGGAGGACUGAAGAAAGAAAGAUAAGGUUAAGUCAAAUCCUGCGGUCCUGAGUUAGAACUGGAGCAUCUGCAUGAAAUCAUCAUCCCUGUGCACUGGAAAGGCCUAGAAGCAGCGAUGCAUCCAGUCAUCGGGGAGUACACCCAACAGCCAGCUGUGGUCCUUAAACCCCUCUAUCCACGGAAAGGAGCUGGGGCUCCUUGAAGCAGAACUGAUCCGGGUCUUGGGUAGGGAAUGUUCGAGGUGAAGCCCAGGACAAAGUGUCGUACUAGCGACAAGCUGUAAUGGACUUUCGGGUUCGUGUCCAAAGUCAAGUUGAAUGAACUUGCGCUUGCCCUGCUCUUCAGGGAUCCAUCCCUAUGACUGUCCUCCAGCAAUACAGAAGAUUCCUUGCCACUUGCCAAUGGUUACACCAUUUUCUCCAUUUCCCUCUAAAAAUGUGCUCUCUGGAGUGGACCGUGAGUCUCUAAACAGACCCCACGUCAGAGAGGAGAGGGCCCCUCCCGUGCGGUCGCUCCCCAGGAGCCAGGCCUGCUGCUUCCCGGAGGACCCUGCCGCCUGGCCCAGCGGGAAGGCAGGUGCUGAGCCAUCAGAAUGUCACCAAGUUGGCCUCAGAGCUGCUUAAACAAGGUGCCCUUCUAGGGGCCUGAGGACCGAGAGUGGGCCCCUCCCAAGCCUACAGGGGCAGCGCCCAUGACUACUUUGGGGCCUGUUUGCUAACAAGUGUCUGUCCAUUGGGCAGAAUUUGGGGUGAGACUUGCUUGCACUGUAACUGUCUAGUGGGGGGGGGCUACGGGGGGACAUAGAGCCAGCACCUCCUCUUGUCGCUGGAGGCCACCCCCCUUCACCAAGAGAGCCUCAUCAGAUUGCUGACCAGCCAAACUGGCUUAGGUCAAGAAGAUACAUUUGGGUGGAAUUUUAUAAGAUUGAGAAUAGAUGAAUAUUGCCAUAAAUAAACUUGCUAAUGGGGACAUCUGAACUCAAAAAACAUAAAUCAGGGGAUACUGUUUCACUUUACAAAAAAUCAUGUGUUAACACAACACUGUAAAGCAAUUAU